AUGGAGGUAGAGACUGUGACGCCAUCUGCCGCGGAUGAACCGGAUUCAUCCGAGGGCAAGGAACAUCUCGAGGAAACCUUGUCCGAUGACGAGAGGCUACCGGUACCUGAUGGUGUGAAGGUGGAGACUGUGACGCCAUCUGCCGCGGCUGAAGACGAACCAGAUUCAUCCAAUGGUAAGGAACCCCCCGAGAAAACCUUGUCCGAAGAGGAGAAGCUGCUGGAUGAUUUGAAACAGGUCAACGAAGGUUUUUGUCAGCUCUUCGGUUUGGACCAACAAGAAACCAACUUCACCUGGGAGCACUUUUUCGUCGCACACUGUGGCAUCCUGAAGGAGGAUGCCUUGGAAUACGAGCGACACCUGAUUGCUCAUCGCCUGAGCCCCGAGGAUACACUACUGGAGUCCCUCGGAAUUCUUGUCGAGUACGGUCGAAUCCCUGUAGGGGACAAGCUCAAAAUUUCCAAAACGAUGCAGAGGCAAGAGGAUAGCUUUAGAGCCCAGGAGGAGCAGGCAAAAAAGAACACCAAGGUUCUCGGCUUGGAAAAGUAUACAGAAUUUCAAGCACGCCAGAUCAUAUCACUCGGUGGUGGCACGUCGAAGUAUGAGAUCGAAUGGGGAAUCGAGCAAUUUGAAGAUGGCAUGUUGGAACUUGAGAAACUUGUUGCGGAGGCAAUGAUGAAGAACCCUGAGGCCCGAGAAGGGUUCAUGGCCGGAGCAAGCAUGGGUCGAAAGGAAAGAGACCCUGCCAUGAAACUGUUGCGAUCUUUCGGGUACAAGACGUUUGACUACACGAAGGGCAAAUCCGUCACCCAGCCAACGGCGCAAACACAGCCAGUUUCAGCUAACCCUCUCCUCGAAGACUUGCUGUUUGGCACCGCCAAGAGUGAGGAAGACGACAGGAGAGCCGCAAGACUGGAGAUGUACGCGUAGCGUCGUCAUCUGGUGGAAUGUCCGUAGAAAUUGUUUGUCAUGUUCAAGUUUCUUGAGGUUUCUUGUUCCGUCAACACCAGCACUCGACGAGAUACCGUCCAUCCUGCAGAUUAGGUAUUGUCGAGAUUUAGAGGUUCCCGCGGAGGGCUCGUGACAUUGAAUAGUUCAACACGUGUCUCAUAAGCUGAACGAAGAGGCAUCGCCGCAACAUCAGGUGCCCUGCUUGUACCUAGCUAGUCGCAACCAUACCCCAACCAACGUGCCCCUUGUAGCAUUGUAUGUCUUGGUUGACUUUUGAUGAAUGUCUCAGCAUAUACUCCAGAGAAGACAAGAACCACACUCAUUGCAACAAAAAUUGUGUCUAGAGUUGAGUCACAGACAGCAUUCUGCACCACCUUAGACCUGAAGAAUACAAUCGUCUUCGCUUGAGGGACUAAGCGCGUUGCGGUGUCUAGCUAGCUAUCCCACAGUUGUAACUUUCCCCUUGCUCGUCGCUCCAAUCAAGGUCGAGCCAUCAGACUGGUUGUCUUGGCUCUGUACCCUGAACUCGGGUUGUAUGUUGGUCGUUGGCUCAUGGUUGGCACUCUGUCAUUGUUGUUGAAACGAAGCUUGAAGACAUAUCUCCUCGAAAAGAGUAUCCCAAUAGUUGCUGCUUUCUGCACUGGAACGCUCGUCUCUCCACGACGAGACCCACUAGGAAAAUGAAGGUGCAGCCGCAGCAAAGGUAGGCACAAAUUAGAAGUCUUUGAACGCAACCUGCUCUGCUGUUGUCAAUGGCUUUGUCUUGGGUGGCAACUCAUUUUCGAGAUCUUGAUAGUUUUCAAAGUGAGAAGCAUCAAGUGCGUUCUUGAUCUUUGGUUUCCAAGGUACCGGAAACUGUUUUCGUAGCAGCUUGUCAACGUUGAUGACACUGAACCAUUUGUGGUUUCGAAUGUCGUCUUCUCCACUGGCCAUGCAUCCCAAGCGAUCUGCUUGUCUGUGUGUCAGUAGCCUCUUGAUCAAAUCUUCUGCCUGCUCAUGAACAAUGCCCUCUGGAAACUCAAAGCUUGCCUGAACUAUCCGUUUGAACAGGCUCACCUGGUCAGUUCCUUCCGAAUAGAACGGUGACACUCCAACUAUCAUCUCAAAUAUGAGUGCACCGUACGCCCAAUAAUCCACUCCUUUGUCAUGACCCUUUGAAACAAUGAUUUCAGGUGCCAAGUACUCUGGCGUCCCGCAAAGUGUGUACGUUUUGUCGACAACCACCUUGGCAAAACCAAGAUCCACAAGGACCGUGUAGCCCCAUUGAUCAAUCAACACGUUCUCGGGUUUUAAGUCCCUGUAGCAGAUGUUCCUGCAAUGCAAAUGUGACAUUGCUUCCAAGAUGCACGCCGCAUAGAAGCGGGCGUUUCCGUUUGGGAUUCCAUCUCGUUUCUCGGAAUGAAUCACGGAGAAGAGUUCACCACCUUGAACGAGGUCAAUUAACAUGUAGAGGUGGCACUCAUCUUGAAACGUCGAGACGAGAUCAAUGACAAAGGGAUGAUCUAACGAAGCCAUGAUAUUCUUCUCACGUAACACUCCAUCUAUUUGAUGAUGCCCCAUGAUCUCACGUUUGUCAAGUUGCUUCAGUGCAUAUGGUUUGCUGGUCUUUUUGUGGUUGACGAGCCACACAAUUCCAAAUGUACCGACUCCAAGGAUGCGCGUCUUCUCCAAAUCUUUAAAGCGGAUGGAUCGGUCCAUAGUGGCGGAAACAUUGGUCAAUGGUUCGCCCAGCCUGGCAAUAUUUCCAAGGACGCCUUCGAUAUCGUGCUUGGAUAGAACCACACAUUUUGUCGCCUGUUUGACAGUGAUGGAUUGGUUACUCAAGCAACCAUCUGGUUCCUUGAGGUAUCGGUCACCAAAGUAGUCUGCAUCUUUCAAUAUUUUGACCAUUCCAUCCUGGUUGACCACAGCAACCUUUCCAUGCAAAAUGACAUAGAGAUUCUGUAUCAGUGGUUUUCCUUUCUCGGCCAAGACAGUGCCUGGCUGGAAGGUGGUCUCGACAAUAAGUUCCGUAAGACGAGCCAUUUCAAAUUGUUGUAGUUUGGAGUCGGCAAAGACGGGAACACCCAUGAGUGCCCGCUUUUUCAUGGCUCGAUCAAUGGCUCCCUGCAGCGGGCCCAGCACCUGCUGAAAGGUUUCUCGUGAGAGGCACAGGCAGAUGCAAGUGCUCGUGGCAGUCACAUGGGCAGCCCGGGGAUCCCCCGUCAAGAGUGCUCGUUCUCCAAAGUAAUCUCCUGCUUUGAGGGAUAUUUCAAUCGAUGCACUAUCCCCAAAGCCAAUGUCAUGCACCUUUGCCGUUCCUUCUUGAAUAAUGUAGAAAUUCUCCCCCACAUCUCCCUUGUUGAUGAUCCGUCCACCUUCCGGAUAGCUCUUGGCCACAAAGGCAUCUGACAGUUUGAUGAGAUCCAGCUUGUCCAAAUCUGUCAAGAAGGGUACCUUUUGAAGAAUAUGAUGCACGUCCUUUUUCUGGCUAUUGGUACUAUUGGCGAGAAUGUAUCGGAAUGUUUUCUGGUCCACUUUCCACAGUUCACAUUCCGUAUGCGCCAAACAAGUUGCCGCUCGAGGGGAAUCAUAGAGCAACGCCAAUUCUCCAAACGCUCCACCACGGGAACACGAACCGACAUUGACACUGUCGACUUCAAAAUUGACCGUUCCCUGUUCCACUACGUAAAAGUAAUCUCCCGUUUCUCCUUGUUUGAUAAUUUGCGUUUUCGCCGGGACGGUUUCGCAUUUCAUGGCAUCAAUCAUGGUCCGUCGUUCUUUGGGGGCCAAACUGGCAAAGACAAAAUUAUCUUCCAUAAUCCCAUCAAUGAACUGAAUGGCCGUGGCAGAUUUGGGAAAGACGGGGGUUUCAAAGUUGGUUUCGGCUUCAAUGUCGAGGGAUUGGGCAAAAAUGUUUUGACGAUUCUGUUUUGGCGCACGGACAUUCCGUUCGCUGGCAGGCGCCGUGUUGGUCUCUCCAUCUUGAGGUGAGAUUUUGCCUUUGGAGCCCUGAUAAUGAUAAUGAAGGAAUGGAAAGGAAACAAAAGUGUCAGGAGAUGCCAACUAGCCAGGACCACUCUGGAAGUACUACUAUGGGCGCACCUUGGUUCGUUUGAGUCCUUCUCGGCGUUUCCCGGCAUCACUUCCUUGUGGCGUUGACGGCCUUGGAGAUUGCUUCAAAGAGGGCUUGGAAGAAGCCUUGGACUUGCCUCCUUUCUUCCGCAAGAUACCCUUCAUUGUCACAACGAAAACAUGGGUAGCAACAGCAGCAACCUUGACAGGAAUGAUGGAUG
Molecule: messenger RNA, 4226 nt
Organism: Seminavis robusta
Lineage: Eukaryota; Bacillariophyta; Bacillariophyceae; Naviculales; Naviculaceae
Source: the annotation of a GenBank genome assembly